UCAUUACAGGCAGCCUCCCUCUAUUGUCUCCAUUAACAAGUGCGGAGUUAAUAGUUGAUUUUGAGCCCCUAAAUCAGCUCUGUUGGUCACGACAGAACACUUUCUUUUCUUUUUUCUUUUUUUUCUUGUUUUUGUUCUUGUGUGGCAGCUGCACAGAUCUGCUCCUUUCUCCAGUCAUCGCCAUGAGGAUUGUCUAAAUUGUCUUCAAAUUCCUUUUGCUGUUGUGGAACAAAGAGAUUUUUACUUCAGGAUAUACAGAUAUAUAUAUAUUGAUUGUGUGUGUGCGUGUGUGAGGGUGGAGGUGAAACUGCUGAGUUUCGCAAGGAAGUUGCUUUAGACGGACAGGGACCCCACGGAGCCUGCGGGGGAGGCUGGAGCCGGAGCAUCACCGCUCGCACACUGGCGGAUGAUUUGAUUUUCCUCAUUUCCGAGGCUCUACUGAAGAUGUGACUUGUGGAUUACACGCUUUACUCCCUAAAUAGAUUUCUUCAAAUUCACUGACACAUUUUUGCACUACCGCUGGUUUUGUUUUUUUUGUUUAGUUUGUUUGUUUAGCUUUUUUGUUUCUGUGCUGUCUUUUGGAUUAUGAUUUCCUCAUGGGGCUCGGUUAGCUCCAUCUCUGGGGUCCUUUACCCCUCCUUCAUCGACCAGUAGAAAGGCCCAACAUUUAUAUUCAUUCCAGAACUCUCAGUUUUGGAAUCCUUCCUCUGAGAUCUGCUUUGUUAACUUCUUCAUUGAUCAUGGAACCACGGUGGAGACCAGUUUCCUACCCCUUGUCUCCCUCCUUCAUCUUCCUCCUCGUGGCUACUUCUUACACUUGGCUCAUUCCCGUCGCCUCCCCUCAGCGAAUCCCCACAGACCCUCAGGCAGCACCAGAGUAUGCCCACUCCAUCCGACUAGAUGGCGAUAUUAUACUCGGCGGAUUAUUUCCAGUGCACGCCAGAGGGGACCGUGGCACGCCAUGUGGCGAGCUAAAAAAGGAAAAGGGCAUCCACCGCUUGGAGGCCAUGAUGUUCGCCAUCGACCUGAUCAACAAGGACCCCGAACUGUUACCCAACAUCACACUGGGGGCCCGGAUCUUGGAUACCUGCUCCAGGGACACGUAUGCUCUGGAGCAGUCCCUGACGUUUGUACAGGCCUUGAUAGAGAGGGAUGGAUCCGAUGUCCGCUGUGCCAAUGGAGACCCUCCAAUCUUCACCAAGCCGGAUAAAAUCGUAGGAGUGAUCGGAGCUGCAGCCAGCUCGGUGUCGAUCAUGGUGGCCAACAUCCUACGCCUGUUUAAGAUCCCGCAGAUCAGCUACGCCUCCACGGCUCCCGAGCUGAGUGACAACACUCGCUAUGACUUCUUCUCCCGUGUUGUGCCACCGGACUCGUACCAGGCCCAGGCCAUGAUGGACAUCGUCACGGCAAUGGAGUGGAACUACGUUUCCACGCUGGCCUCAGAAGGCAACUAUGGCGAGAGCGGCGUUGAGGCCUUUAUCCAGAUUUCCAGAGAAACUGGUGGUGUGUGUAUUGCCCAGUCCUUGAAGAUCCCCAGGGAGCCCAGGCCAGGGGAGUUUGACAAGAUCAUCAGACGCCUGCUGGAGACCUCCAAUGCCAGGGCCAUCAUCAUGUUCGCUAAUGAGGAUGACAUACGACGAGUUCUGGAUGCAGCUAAAAGGAACAACCAGACGGGUCACUUCCUGUGGGUGGGUUCAGACAGCUGGGGGUCCAAGAUCUCCCCUGUGAUUGGCCAGGAGAGGGUGGCCGAGGGGGCCAUCACAAUUCUUCCCAAAAGGGCAUCUGUGGAUGCAUUUGACCGGUAUUUCCGUAGCCGUUCGCUGUCCAACAACAGAAGAAAUGUUUGGUUUGCUGAAUUCUGGGAGGAAAACUUUAACUGUAAACUGGGAAUGCAUGGUAAACGGCCUGGCAGCCUGAAGAAAUGCACAGGUUUAGAAAAAGUUGGCCGUGACUCCAGUUAUGAACAAGAGGGAAAGGUUCAGUUUGUGAUGGAUGCAGUGUAUGCCAUGGCCCACGCUCUGCACCACAUGCACCGGGAGCUCUGCUACGGAUACCCAGGCCUCUGUCCACGGAUGGCCAACAAUAUCGAUGGUAAAGAGCUACUCAACCACAUCCGCGCUGUCAACUUCAAUGGAAGUGCUGGUACACCAGUGGUUUUCAAUGAGAAUGGAGAUGCUCCAGGGAGAUACGACAUAUUCCAGUACCAGAUCACCAACAGAUCGACUACUGAGUACAGAGUCAUCGGCUCCUGGACCAAUAAAUUACACCUCAAGGUGGAGGCCAUGCGUUGGAGGAUGGGUGACCCAACUUUCCCUGCCUCCGUUUGCAGCCUCCCGUGCCGUACGGGUGAAAGGAAGAAAGUGGUGAAAGGGGUGCCGUGCUGUUGGCACUGUGAGCGCUGUGAAGGAUACCACUUUCAGGCCUCAGAGUUCACCUGUGAGCUGUGCCCAUACGAGAAGCGACCUGAUGCCAACCGCACUGGCUGCACUCCCAUUCCGAUCAUCAAACUGGAGUGGCACUCACCCUGGGCCAUCGUCCCCGUCUUUAUCGCCAUGCUGGGUAUCAUCGCCACCUCUUUCGUCAUCGUCACUUUUGUCCGGUACAAUGACACGCCCAUUGUCCGAGCUUCGGGGCGAGAGAUGAGCUACGUGCUGCUUACUGGAAUCUUCCUGUGCUAUGCCAUCACAUUCCUGAUGAUCGCGACGCCGGAUGUGGGCGUGUGCUCCCUGAGGAGGAUUUUCUUAGGCUUGGGGAUGUGUUUUAGCUACGCUGCGCUGCUCACCAAGACCAACAGGAUACACCGCAUCUUUGAACAAGGGAAAAAGUCUGUAACAGCACCCAGGUUUAUCUCUCCUGCCUCCCAGCUCGUCAUCACCUUCUCCCUGAUCUCAGUUCAGCUUCUGGGUGUCUUUGUGUGGUUUGCCGUGGACCCUCCCCAUACUGUAGUGGACUACGGCGAGCAGCGGACCCAGGACCCCACGGCGGCACGUGGUGUCCUCAAGUGCGACAUCUCAGACCUGUCUCUCAUCUGCUCCCUGGGUUACUCAAUUCUGCUGAUGGUUACGUGCACGGUUUACGCAAUCAAGACGCGAGGCGUGCCCGAAACCUUUAACGAAGCCAAGCCUAUUGGAUUUACCAUGUACACCACCUGUAUCAUCUGGCUGGCGUUCAUACCCAUCUUUUUUGGCACGUCCCAGUCUGCAGAACGGAUGUAUAUACAAACUACUACCCUGACCAUCUCUCUGAGCCUGUCUGCAUCUGUUUCUCUGGGGAUGCUCUACAUGCCCAAGGUUUACAUCAUCCUCUUCCACCCCGAGCAGAACGUACCCAAACGAAAACGGAGCUUCAAGGCGAUCGUGACAGCAGCCACCAUGUCGGGAAAACUGACUCAGAAGGGAGGAGACCGGCCAAAUGGAGAAGUUAAGACUGAACUGUGUGAGAGCAUGGAGACCAACAGUGACUUCAUCAACUAAGAUGACAUAUGUCAGCUACAGUAAUCACGCCAUGUGAAGGGACCAUAGAAGAAGAAGAUGACGAUGGAGAAGAGGGGGGGGAUUGAAUAGGAGGGGGACGUGUUGUGGGGGCAGGGCCAAGGGGAAGGAAGAGCUGUGACUCAGCUGAUUGGCUGAAAAAGUGGAAAACAGACAGAGCGCCCAAUGGAAUUCAAGCAUGAGACAUUUUGUAUUGUUCCCCAUCAAAUCACAGAGGUGGGACCACAUAAACAGCCAGUCAGUGUGCCUGCUUUCCUGCUGUUCACAGCUCAUUGGUCCUACCAUGAACUUACCUGUUUUAAAAAAGAAAAAAAAAAAGAAACAACAUGGAAAAAAAGUGGUACCAUAGGAGACUGUGGUGGAAAGAGUAACUCUUAAAACAUAUAAAAACAAAAAUAAAAAAUUUUAAAAGAGAAAAAGUCAUAAAAAAACUCAAAAAAAUGUGUAGAAAUUAUAUCUAAAGGGCAAAAGGUGGGGCUGAAAAAGAGAUUUAACAAAUUACAUUUUAAAAGAUAUUUAAAAAGAGAAAUGUAAGAAAAAUCUAUGAGACUCAAACUUGUUUGUUGUUAUUCUCUACUUGUAGGUAUUUUUGUGGUCGUGACGAUUUUUUCAUUCUUGUCUCACCGUUGUCUGAUGGAUCGCCCUUGCAUAAUGAGAUGAGUGUGUUUCCUCCUGUCUUGGCUAUCCGGGUUGUAGCCUUGGGUUGUGAACCUGUAAAAUGCCAUGGUUGAAGCAUGCCAGUUUUUAUACAAAAAGGAGAUUUAUUUAUAAUAAAGGAAUGUUUUGCAAAUGUGUAGAUUUUGUUGUCAUGCU
Pundamilia nyererei is the source of this 4304-nucleotide messenger RNA. RefSeq names its product glutamate receptor, metabotropic 8a (gene grm8a). Gene Ontology annotation, biological process: G protein-coupled receptor signaling pathway. Lineage: Eukaryota; Metazoa; Chordata; Actinopteri; Cichliformes; Cichlidae. The record is from RefSeq and is a predicted model, not a curated record. The transcript is spliced from 14 exons. The coding region runs from base 741 to 3473 and encodes 910 amino acids. Gene Ontology annotation, molecular function: G protein-coupled receptor activity. Gene Ontology annotation, cellular component: membrane.